CGGCGCGGUGUGUUGCAUUGUGUUAUUUGAAAAAAAUGGCAGAGAUGAAGCCGGAAAAGUCGGAGAAGAAAGUCGAACUCAAGCGAGAACUGGGAUUAUUCAGCGCUGUUAAUUUCAUUCUCGCUGUUAUGAUAGGUUCCGGAAUAUUCGUUUCCCCGACGAGUGCCCUGGAGCGUUCAGGUUCCGUGGGGUUCUGCCUGAUAGUCUGGACAUCCUCUGGAAUCCUCUCUCUCCUCGGCGCCCUAGUCUUCGCCGAGCUGAGCACAGUGGUGCCCCGUUCUGGGGCAGAAUACGCCUACUUCAUCGAGGCCUACGGCCCCCUGCACCGCUACUUCGGGAAUUUACCGGCGUUCAUCUGCUCGUGGGUCUACGUCGUCAUCCUGAGGCCGGCUGAAGUGGCCGUGAUAAUCCUGACCUUCGCUGAGUACAGCAUCCAGCCCUUCCACGAGAUGCUCCCGAAAGGCAUCACUCCGGAGACCAUGAGCACCGUCAAGAAACUCAUCGCUCUCCUCGCCCUGGGACUCAUCACCUACAUCAACCUGACGAGUGUCAAGCUCUUCGUGAAGGUCCAGAACGUCUUCGUGGUGUGCAAAGUCCUAGCUUGCCUCAUCGUCAUAGGAGGAGGGGUUUACUGGCUGGCGAUGGGGAACACAGAACUCCUGAAGGAGCCCUUCAAAGGGACAACCAACUCCCCUGGGGACAUCGCCCUGGCGUUCUACAGCGGCCUCUGGGCCUAUGACGGCUGGUCCUCAGCAGCUGUUGUCACAGAGGAGGUCAAGAGGCCCGAGGUGAACAUUCUCAGGAGCAUUGCCAUCGCCGUUCCCAUCAUCACAGUUCUCUACGUCUCCAUGAAUCUGAUGUACAUGUCUGCCCUGUCCAUCCCCGAAAUGAUAGAAGCCCCAGCUGUGGCGGUUUCGUGGGCUGAAAGGGUCCUCCCCGGGUGGCUGGGGGUGACCAUCCCCCUUGGAGUCGCCAUCUCCACCUUCGGGUGUGCUCUGAGCCUGCAGUUUAGCGUCUCCAGGCUCUGCUACGUGGCGGGGCGCGAGGGACACGUCCCCAGGGUUUUUAGUUUCAUUCACGUCACCAAGAUGACUCCUGCCGCUGCAGUCGUUUUUCAGGGAUUCCUCGCUUUUGCUUGUGUUCUUGCUGGGGAUAUCACGACCCUCAUUGAAUUCGCUACGUUCUUGAUCUGGAUAUUUUAUGGACUUGCCAUGGGCGCACUUCUCAUCAUGAGGAGGAGCAAACCCGAGGCUAACAGACCCUACAGGGUGCCCACUGUCAUCGUUUGGCUUGUUCUACUGCUCGCGGUGUUCCUUGCCGUUGUGCCUAUUGUGGCCGAACCCUCGUGGAAGUAUCUUUUUGCGCUGCUGUUCAUUCUCGCCGGAGUCGCGAUCUAUCACUCGUAUGUUUUUAAGAAGAGGAGCAGUCGGAUUACACGUAAAUUCACAUACAUCACUCAGAUUCUGUGCCUCGUCGUAGCUCCAGAAUCGGUAAACGAAGACUGAUGAUAAUUUUAAUGAUAGGAAAAUAUCAACUAGAACUAUAAAUAAGUUUAAACAAUUUUUUAUCAAAAUUACGCAACACCUUGUUUACAACAAUAACGGAGAUAUGUAUCAGAUACUAUAAUUUUUGUAUAUAUAUAUAGAAGAAUGUGAAUGUGAAUGCCGUUUGCCAGCUCGAAGUACGAAAUGUGAUGUUUGUAAAAAUAUAAUUGAGUCUUUUCUAUAUAA
This is a messenger RNA of Diachasma alloeum, 1730 nucleotides long. Its product is annotated as b(0,+)-type amino acid transporter 1. The record is from RefSeq and is a predicted model, not a curated record. The coding region runs from base 36 to 1505 and encodes 489 amino acids. Gene Ontology annotation, biological process: amino acid transmembrane transport. Gene Ontology annotation, molecular function: L-amino acid transmembrane transporter activity. The transcript has 4 exons. Lineage: Eukaryota; Metazoa; Arthropoda; Insecta; Hymenoptera; Braconidae. Gene Ontology annotation, cellular component: membrane.